This is a messenger RNA of Volvox carteri f. nagariensis, 1608 nucleotides long. RefSeq lists its product as uncharacterized. The record is from RefSeq and is a predicted model, not a curated record. The transcript has 15 exons. The coding region runs from base 1 to 1608 and encodes 535 amino acids. Lineage: Eukaryota; Viridiplantae; Chlorophyta; Chlorophyceae; Chlamydomonadales; Volvocaceae.
AUGUUCUACUUCACGAACGUCAUUAACAAUAGCCUUGCCUUAAUUUUUGCCUUCUGUAAUCAUAAAGGAAUUACUGGUACGUUCACCUUGACGCUGCGAAGCCCUAAUCCCCCAUCUCAUCGCCACACGGCCUUGCAUCCCGGAACCUCUCACCUCAACGCUUCAUCAAAGCAAGGUCGCCGCUACUCGACUGCCGUACGAGCCACCAUUGAGCCGCCGUACAGCAGCACGCCGGGGGGUCGCCCAGCAGCUCGCAGCAGCAGCAGCAGCAGUCCCCCACCUUCCGCAGCCGCCAGCCCCGGAGUACCCCCGCCGCCGCCGCGACCAACACCCACACCCACUUCGGGCGCGGGCAUUUCACCCGGCCCCACAUCGAGUCCCGUAACGCCCUCCCUGGGCGGCGGUCCCGGAUUCCCCGCCGUGGGGAGUGUCGGGGGCCCCGGUGGGGUCCGGGGCGUUGGCGGGGGCGGCGGCGGCGGCGGCGGCGGUAGCCGUGGCGGUAGUGGUGGCGGCGGCGCCCCGGGCGGACCCUCCGGACCUCGCCCCUCCUGGUUACCCGCGGGGUGGACCAUCAGCCAGGUGCUGUACACCCUGCUGGGGGUGGGGGCGCUGUGGCUGGGGUGGAGCUGGUACCAGGAGAACGAGCGCCGCCGCCACCCUGUGAAGCACGCGGUCCACGAGGCGGAGAGUGCCGCCAAGGAUGUGCAGUACGCUGUCAGCGACGCGGCCAAGGACGCCAAGCACGCGGUCAAGAGCACCGCCAAGGACAUCAAGUACGGAGCGGAGGAUACGGCGAAGGACGUGACCCACACGGGCAAGGGCUGGUUCACCAGCGGCAAGCACGCGGCUGAGGACACCGCCAAGGACACCGGCCACCUCGCUAAGAGCUGGUUCAAGGGCACCAAGCGCUCGGCCGAGGACACCGCCAAGGACACCGAGCACACCGUGAAGAGCGGCGCCAAAGAUGUGUCGUACAGUGCGGAGGAGAAGGGCAAGGACGUUUCUCACGCUGUCAAGGGCACCGUGAAGGACGUCAAGCAUAGCGCGGAGGACACGGCCAAGGACACCAAACACGUCCUGGACACGGCAGCCAAGGACACCAAGCAUGCCGUCAAAAGCGGCGUCAAGAGCGCCGUCAAGGAUGUCAAGCACUUCGCUGAGGACGUGGCCAAGGACACGAAGCAUGCGGCCAAGAGCGUGGCCCGUGGUGCCGAAGAGCUUGUGGAGGACGCGGAACACGCAGCUAAGAGGGGUGUACGGCGCACACUGGAGGGGGUGAAGGAUGCGGCGGUCAGCGCGGGGAGUGCCCUUCGCUGGGGUACCAGCAAAGCAGAGUCCAAAACAAUCAAAGCUGCAGACAAGCUGGAGAGCGGGCUCACAAGCGGGGCCGCCACCAAGACCGACACGCGUAACGCCCGCAGGGUGGCCAUGUACACGGCGGCGGGUAUUGGGCUGGCGGCCUCGGUGCUGGGCGGUGCCUGGUACUGGGACAAGAAGGGGCGGCCGUCCGGCAAGGACAUCGCCAAGGGCAUCCAGGAUAAUCUGCGGACGACGGGCAACAAGGUCGCUCCGGAACCCUCCGGGCCGCCCAAGCCCCCGGCCAUCUAA